Messenger RNA from Malania oleifera, 2200 nucleotides. RefSeq names its product probable chlorophyll(ide) b reductase NYC1, chloroplastic. Gene Ontology annotation, molecular function: chlorophyll(ide) b reductase activity. Gene Ontology annotation, biological process: chlorophyll catabolic process; PSII associated light-harvesting complex II catabolic process. The record is from RefSeq and is a predicted model, not a curated record. The transcript has 10 exons. Lineage: Eukaryota; Viridiplantae; Streptophyta; Magnoliopsida; Santalales; Ximeniaceae. Bases 54 to 1844 code for a protein of 596 amino acids.
UCAACUGCAAGCUCAACAAUGGCGUUAAAGCGACACGCGCAAAUAGACCCACAAUGCCACGUGUCGUCCUAGCGAUUGCAGAUGAGGUUGCUUCAACGUGUGGUCUUCACGCUGCUCCUCCGCUCCCUCCAAAGAUCUCCGGCCAACGCGAAAUAUCUUUCCACCCGAUAUUUAUACGCAAUACGCUUGCUUUUACGCAACGCAAAAAACACUUCCGUAAAUCAAUAAAAUAUUCGCGACUCCCAAUCACUCGGAAACACUUCGCAGUGCAUGAACACUCCUACUCUCAAUCAUCCACUCUUCCCAUGGCCACCGUCGUCGCCAGGCUUCAAAUCUCUCCGCCCGCCGAUCACGUGAGCUUGAGGAACCGUUGUGGAGCUUCCCGCUCGCUGGCUUUUCGCCGGAGUUCUGUGUGUUCGCAGCAGUGCAGGUCGUUUAGGUCCGAAGAGGGAGGGGAAACCGGAGAGAGUGCCACGAAGGAGAGAAAGUGCGGGAAUCAGAAGGAAAAUGGGUUGGAGUCCAGGAAGGGACUUGGGGUUUUGAAAUUUGUCAAGUCUGCCAUUUUUGGAGUUUGUAAUUGGCGUCUACGGUCGGAAGAUGAGUACCGGAACGACUUGGCGAAGUUGGAGGAGAUUUUUUCCACGAUAGCUGUCCAAAUUGGAAGAUAUAUUGUAACAAUGGCGAGUACUGGUGUAAUAGUUGCAAUUGGGUUUCAACUGUCAGGCGGAGAUAGUCAAAUGAACACUUUGAUUUGGUAUAGUUGGCUUGGAGGAGUUAUUAUUGGAACUAUGAUAGGAUCCAACUUGGUUUUAGAGGAACAUUCUCGAGCUGGACCACGCAAUGUUGUCGUAACAGGAAGUACUAGGGGACUGGGGAAAGCACUUGCUCGGGAAUUUCUUCUAUCUGGAGAUCGAGUUGUUGUUACUUCACGCUGCCUUGAGUCUGUAGAAUUGACUAUCAGAGAACUUCAGGAGAACCUAAAGGAAGGAAUGCGCACUGCAGGUGGCUCCUCAACGACAAAUCUGGCACGUGCAAAAGUGACAGGCAUGGCAUGUGAUGUUUGUAAACCUGAAGAAGUGCAAAAAUUGGCCAAUUUUGCGGUCAAUGAAUUUGGAUCAAUUGACAUUUGGAUUAACAAUGCUGGCACAAACAAGGGUUUUAGGCCCUUGCUUCAGUUUACUGAUGAAGAUAUUAAUCAGAUUGUCUCAACAAAUCUAGUUGGAUCUUUACUCUGCACUCGUGAAGCCAUGUGUGUGAUGAGAAACCAGAAUAAGGUGGGGCACAUAUUUAACAUGGACGGAGCAGGGUCUGGGGGGUCUAGCACCCCUUUGACAGCUGUCUAUGGGUCAACAAAGUGUGGCCUUAGGCAGCUUCAGGCCUCCCUUUUGAAGGAAUGCAAGAAAUCCAGGGUAGGAGUGCAUACAGCUUCUCCAGGCAUGGUCCUGACAGAUUUGCUCUUGAGUGGCUCUACUAUUAAAAAUAAACAAAUGUUCAACAUUAUCUGUGAGCUUCCUGAGACAGUGGCUAGGACAUUAGUUCCGCGGAUGCGGGUUGUAAAGGGAACUGGGAAGGCCAUCAAUUAUUUGACUCCUCCUAGGAUAUUACUUGCUUUAGUCACUGCAUGGCUGAGACGAGGUCGCUGGUUUGAUGACCAGGGAAGGGCAUUGUAUGCAGCAGAGGCAGACCGCAUUCGUAACUGGGCCGAAAAUCGCACUCGAAUUUCUUUUACAGAUGCAAUGGAAAUGCACAUGGAGAACAACUGGAUGCCUAUCUUCUCUCUUUCUGUUGUUUGUGCAUUCAUAAUCCUCUCCAGUACUACAGGUAGCACAUUUCCUGGCACAUGAACCACGAUGGGCCGUUGACACCAGGAAGCAUCCACAAGCAAUAAAGUCAUCAAAGGAAGCUGAUUGUAAUGCUUGAAUUACAAACGAGGAGAAAUGUACAGCACAAACAACUGGCAUGUAUUUUUACCAGUCGUCGAUUAACACAUUCUUCAUCCAUGCAGGGUGCUCUCUUAGAUUGCUAGCCCUAGCUACCCCCAAUGUAUUGGGAGUCUCGGAUGCGUUCUACACUUGUACUCCACUACUUCUGCAGGUUCUGUGGCACAAUAUUUCUUUUAUUCAUCAAGAAUUCUCCAUUUGAGAUGUUUAAUUUGUAAUUAUGCCUUGUAGUAAAUUCAUGAUGAGAUCUCAUUUCCAAA